AUGUCUAUGCUGCGACUCUGUUUCCGAUCGAUCGGUCACACUGGGUUGAACAGGCCAGUUCACCAUGAAAGGCGCACAAUUCAUAGCUUUUGCAGACUACUUGUAAACGACAAUAAACAUAAACCAUUGUCUCGUCCAGCAGGCCUCAGCGAUGCUGAAAAGAGGCUAGAAAAGAAUGCAGAUUUCCAAAGCUUGUCUGAGGUUUUCAAAGAUUCUAGCCAUCAACAUAUACACAUGCAGGAAUCAGAAACGAUGGAAAACGAUUCGUACCAAUUGGGCUCGACUCUGAAUCUAGAAAGACACCAUAACGGUACCAAUCGUUUGGAUCAGAGAUCUGCGAGCUUACAAGGAAAUCCAAUGCUGGUUCUCAGUAAGAAACAAUUCCAAAAAAACCCUGGUGUCAGAAUAACGUGGAUCGGCCUGCUUAUUAACGUCGGAAUGGCGGGAGGCAAGUUUGCAGGUGGUAUUGUUUUCCACUCACAAGCACUGACUGCAGACGCGGUUCACGCGUUUUCGGACCUGGUCUCUGACUUUUUGACGUUAUUCUCCAUCGGGCUAUCUUCUAAGCAUCCUACAAAAGAAUAUCCAUUGGGAUACGGUAAAAUACAAACUUUGGGAUCUUUAUCUGUCUCUGCAAUACUCGCAGUGGCAGGUUUAUCAAUUGGAUGGGGAUCUUUGUGUGCAAUUGCGGCCCCGUUCCUUCCAGACACAAUAAUGCACUAUUUGUCCUCACACUCUCAUUCCCAUAGUCACGGCGUGGUAGAAGAUGUUGCCAACAUAAACGCCGCUUGGAUUGCAGCCGGGUCGAUAGUGGUGAAGGAAUGGAUAUUUAAUGCUACGAAGAAGGUUGCAAAAGAAACGAACUCCAACGUUCUUUUGGCAAAUGCUUGGCACCAUAGAGUGGAUUCUCUGACGUCUUUAGUGGCACUGGUAACAAUAUCGUCAGGAUACUUCUUCAAUGUUCAGUCAUUGGAUGCUUUGGGUGGUUUACUCGUCUCAGGGCUUGUUGUAAAAGCGGGCACAGAUGGCUUGGCAAUGGCAAUGGCAGAGUUGAUGGACAAAUCUCUUGCAAAGACAGAUGUGCGAUACAAAGGAGUUGAGAAGAAUCUGGACGAGAUUUUGAGCCAGAUGGUGUCUAACAACAAUGCAGGCAAGCCUUACAAGGUGAAAGAUCUAAUUGUCUUGGCAUCUGGACCUAGCGUUCAUGCCAAACUGGUCCUUGAGGCUCCACUGCAAAGAUGGGGAAACGUUCUUGGUCUAAAGGAGUUUGAGAACGUCACAGAUCAUGUUCGUAGUGCCCUGAGCGUUAAUGUGCCUAGUUUUCGAAAUGCGGACAUAGAGUUUGUGGAAGAAAGGCCACCAUUGAGCCCCGAGCAGAUACAAGAACUACAAAAACAAAGCCAAAUGGGAACGCCGCCCUUGCCACACACCAAAGCGAGUGAAGAUCCCGCCCUUAUGGCGGGCUCCCAUACACAUUCGCAUUUCGGAGGGCUGGGAGAGGGACAUACCCACAAGCAUUGA
Molecule: messenger RNA, 1521 nt
Organism: Lachancea sp. 'fantastica'
Lineage: Eukaryota; Fungi; Ascomycota; Saccharomycetes; Saccharomycetales; Saccharomycetaceae
Source: the annotation of a GenBank genome assembly